Molecule: messenger RNA, 1174 nt
Organism: Raphanus sativus (radish)
Lineage: Eukaryota; Viridiplantae; Streptophyta; Magnoliopsida; Brassicales; Brassicaceae
Product: ethylene-responsive transcription factor ERF054
Exons: 1
Coding region: 128-976 (282 amino acids)
Biological process (GO): regulation of DNA-templated transcription
Molecular function (GO): DNA-binding transcription factor activity; DNA binding
Source: RefSeq, a predicted model, not a curated record
CUCUCUCUGUUGUAAAAUAGACACAAAAGCAAACACAAUAUUCUCUGUUUUUCGUUAACUCUGUUUCUCGUCAAGGUUUUCAUUUUGUUCUCUGUUUUGGCAAAAAAAAAAACGUGUGAACAAAGAGAUGGACUUUGACGAGGAGCUCAAUCUUUGCAUCACUAAAGGUAAAAAUAUCGAUCCUUCUUUUGAAGAAGCUUCUUCCACGACGUCCUCAAGAUCUAUCAAGAAGAUGAGAGAUACUGAUCAUCGACCUAAACCCUAUUUCCCAUUCUCCUCUUUUUCAUCUUCUGAUCUCUCGGUGGGUUUCCCAUUUACUCUAGAUCCAACCAUUCGACAUCAACAACAGCAGCACUUCGGAUACGUUCAACAACGCGACCAGACAAUGCAAGGCCAGAAUCAAAUGAUCUCGUUUAGCCCUCAACAGCCGGAGCAGCAGUAUAUGACCAAGUAUUGGAGCGACACGUUUAAUCAAAGCCCAAGAAUGAACCAAGAAAGUGUUCAGCCGUACAGCGCAACCAAGCUGUACAGAGGAGUAAGACAACGUCAAUGGGGAAAAUGGGUAGCAGAGAUACGUAAGCCACGGAGCAGAGCACGUCUCUGGCUUGGUACCUUUGAUACAGCUGAAGAAGCUGCCAUGGCCUAUGACCGUCAAGCUUUUAUAUUGAGGGGUCAUAAUGCCACACUUAAUUUUCCGGAGCAUUAUGCGAAUAGGGAAGUUGAGUUGCAUGAUUCAACUGGCUCGUUGGAUCAGAAACAACCCGAGGUGCCGCAGUUAAACGAGGUUAACUUGGAGGGCAAGGACGAAGCAGUGAGUGAUUGUGGUGUAGAGGAUGGGAUGGCCGAGGCGUGGUUAAAUGCAGUUACAUCGGGAUGGGGCCCUGAAAGUCCUCUUUGGGAUGAUUUGGAUAGCUCUCAUUUUCCACAAUGCUCUUCUUCUUCCUCUGCUUCUUGUCCCAUGAGACCUUACUUUUAAAUAAGGUCAUAAUGCGCUCACGUUUUAUGUUUUAGAUUAGGGUUUCGGUCAUUUGAAUUUGGAUGGAGACAGUUUUUUGUGAUCUCCCACUCCAUACGUCAGUCUAUUUAUAUCUACCAGACUGUAUUUCCCCUAACUUUUCCAUUAGUAUAUUGUUCAUCAUUUCAAGUGACGUUUAGUUUUUUGUGACGCGCGUGA